AUACCACUAGAGAAAGAGCUUGUUAGUAGUGUUCUAAGCUAUGUUUCUGGACACCUUGUGGACCAGAAUCUGAUCAACCGAGCUGGUAACAAAAUAUUUAUUAAUCGGUUCAUAUAUAUCUAAUUAUUUUAUUGGAAGACAAAUUUAAGAUAGUAUUUCAGAAAAAAAAGUUACUAAUACUAGAUAGACAUGUCACGGAUAUCAUUAUCAACCAUAAUUUUCCAACUUAUUUUUGGACAAUUUCGAAAUUUCUAAGAGGACAGUGAGAAGUACCAUGUACAUGUAUUUUACACCUCUUCUAACGAUAUGCUUUUUAAGAACUUAUCAGCUGCUACAUCCAGAUUUUUGCAUGAGAACCCAUUUGUUCUAUCAAGUUUACAGCAUUACGUGCGAACAUGUGCUGAAAACAGGGCAAUCACGCAGGGAACGGCUUGCCAUGCUCGAAUUAUUGAAUUGUUUGGACAUGAGACAGACACAUCAACUUCAAAUAUGCUCAUAAACAUGUAUUCGAAAUGUGGGCUUCUUGAUUACGCGCGCAAGGUGUUUGAUCAAAUGCCUGAAAGAAGCCCUGUUUCUUGGAAUACUAUCAUUGGUGCGUAUACGCAAAAUGGAAGCGAGAGUGAGGCUUUUAAACUUUUCAUGCAGAUGCAAAGGGAAGCAGCUUGCGAGUUUAGCGAGUUUACGGUUUCAAGUGUUCUUUGUGCUUGUGCUGUCAAAUCAGCUGUGCUGGAGUGUAAGCAGCUGCAUGCUUUUGCGCUCAAGGCAUCGAUUGAUUCGAAUACGUUUGUGGCUACUGCGUUGGUUGAUGUUUAUGCGAAAUGUAAUCUCAUUGAGGAGUCUGUGUUGGUUUUUGAGUCGAUGUGUGAGAAAAGUGAAGUCAUGUGGAGUUCAAUGGUUGCUGGAUAUGUGCAGAAUGAGUUUUAUGAAGAAGCAAUAUUGUUAUUUCACCGAGCACGGGGUACUGGCUUGGAACAUAGCCAGUAUAUAUUAUCUUCUGUUAUAUCUGCUUGCGCUGCUUUGGCUGCUUUGAUUGAAGGCAACCAAGUGCAUGCGGUGUUACAUAAAUCUGGUUAUUAUGCAAAUGUUUUUGUAGUAUCGUCUCUUGUAGACAUGUAUGCUAAAUGUGGAUGCAUAAGAGAAGCUUACUCCGUAUUCUCAAGUGCAGAAUCUAAGAAUGUUGUUCUGUGGAAUGCAAUGAUCUCUGGCUUCUCUAGAAACGCUUGCUCCAUACAAGUAAUGGUUUUGUUUGAGAAAAUGCAGCAGAUGUGCUUACGGCCGAAUAAAGUAACUUAUGUUUCAGUUUUAUCAGCAUGUGGGCAUAUGGGUCUGGUUGAAAAAGGAAGGAAGUAUUUUGAGAUGAUGUCAAAGGAGCAUAAUGUUUCACCAAAUGUUUAUCACUAUUCAUGCAUGGUUGAUGUUCUUGGUCGGAGAGGUUUAAUUAAUGAAGCAAAGGAUCUGAUAGACGACAUGCCCUUUGAUGCUACCGCUUCCAUGUGGGGUUCACUAUUAGCCUCAUGCCGAGUUUAUGGGAAUGUUGAGUUGGCAGAGGUUGCUGCAAAACAGUUAUUCGAGAUAGAACCUCACAAUGCAGGCAAUCAUGUCUUGCUAUCAAAUAUAUAUGCAGCAGAUAAAAGGUGGGAGGAAGUUGCAACAGCAAGGAAGUUACUUAAAGACAGUGAAGUAAAAAAGGAACGAGGCAAGAGCUGGAUUGCAUCCAAGGACAAGGUACACACUUUCAUGGUUGGAGAAAGGAAUCAUCCUCAAAUCUCUGAGAUUUAUUGUAAAUUAGAGGAUUUAUUAGAGGAAAUGAAGAAGCUUGGUUACAGAGGUGAGACUAAACAUGACUUGCAUAACUUAGAAGACUAUAGGAAGGAGCAGCUUUUGUGGCACCACAGUGAAAAGCUAGCACUUGCGUUUGGGCUAAUGUGCUUGCCUUCUUGUGCUCCAAUAAGGAUCAUGAAGAAUCUUAGAAUUUGUGGAGAUUGUCACCUUUUUAUGAAGCUUGCAUCGAGUAUUACUGGACGAAAGAUCAUUGUUAGGGAUAAUAAUCGUUUUCACCAUUUCACAAAUGGAACUUGUUCCUGCGGGGAGUUUUGCUACCUAAUUGCAUCAAUGGGUCUUCAAGCUCUUUGGAGUUCUGGACCUGCAUGCUUUGAUAGUCACGCUUUGAGGUUGAAGAGAGGACGGCAAGCUCUUAUACUAGUGAGCCUCUUUGUUGUUGGUGAUUGGGUUACAUCUGUUCUGUUUAUUUCACUAGGAGCUGCAUCCUCAUCAGCAGACUCACAGGAGUGAUGAUUCUUUUUGUCAUAGAUUCUAAUCUCUGCAAGAGAGAUCGGAAACUUGGAUGCAAUAUGUUUGAAAUUUUAAUGGCCCUGGUCUUUAUAUCAUUCCUCCUUGUUAUUUCUUCUUAUGUAAUAUUGUGGAUGUUGGCUUCCGUUGAUAGAAACAAUCCUAAUAACCAUCUGACUCAUCUAUGCAUUGUUCAUGUAUAUUGGUAACAUCCAUUUCAUUUUCUUAUGGAACAUGCAACUGAUACUUCUUUUAGUAACAUGUUAACAUGUUUGUUUCUUCGCACAGGUACCAAGUUGUUUUCCGGGACUAAGUUUUGCCUUUAACACUCUCAACCUCCCGUAAAGGGGUCGAGGACGAUACCACUAAAGGAAGAGCUUGAGGGUGAGGGCAAACUGAUUUCUUGUGUGUAAACAAUGUUUGUGUAAACAAUGUUUCUGGACACCCUGUAUAUUGAUCAAAUGUUGAUUAUAUCAAAGAGAAUGGACAUAAUAUAUGUGUCUGUUAGAACCGGAAAAGAGAGAGGAGUACUUGCACUUCUGCACAGAGAUACUCAAAUUUCGUCAUCUGGAGAUGUGCAUUUGCCGAACAUGUAUUUUGGAUAUGCACUCCUUACUUCGUAUUUGUAAAAAAAUACCAUGUGUAGUUGAGAUGCAAAUUUAUAGUUUGAAGUGCCAAUAAAAU
Messenger RNA from Daucus carota subsp. sativus, 2973 nucleotides. Its product is annotated as pentatricopeptide repeat-containing protein At5g04780, mitochondrial. The transcript has 3 exons. The record is from RefSeq and is a predicted model, not a curated record. Gene Ontology annotation, molecular function: zinc ion binding; protein binding. Lineage: Eukaryota; Viridiplantae; Streptophyta; Magnoliopsida; Apiales; Apiaceae. The coding region runs from base 307 to 2292 and encodes 661 amino acids.